UUUUAAGCAUAUAAUAAAAAAAAAAUACUAUUGUUAAAAAGCUUAGAUAAACUCACGAUAAAAUUGCAACUUGCAACAGAGCGAAACGCUUAUGCUAUUGUAACACGCAAUUUAUUACCUACUUUUUACAUAAUUAUCUACUUCUUAUUUUAGCACAUUGAAUGUUACUAAUGUAAAUAGUACAAAAUUAUUUUGCAAACAUAAUAUAAUAUCCCUUGUGAAAAAAAGUUGUCUUUGCGCGUUGCAAUAACACGGCUCUUAAUAUUGCAAAAACAUAAUCACAAUUGCAUGUGUGGUAGUAUCAGCACAUAUCAUGUGCAACAAUGAAUGUUCAUGAUACAUGCGUUAUUAAUUAUUUAAACCUGCAUCUUCGGGAAAAAAGUGAUACUAAAAACAUUUUGAUGUUUCUUUUACAUUGAAUAUUUUUAAUUUAACGGCUUAAGUUUCCUAACACUACCAAAUAUUUUUGAUGUAUUAUUUUUGAAGUCCCAAAGAGAGAGAGAGAGAGAGCGGGAGAGAAAGGGAGCACCCUAUCUGGUUACUCCCAAAUACGGUUCCAUGGUUGCGUUAUCGCGUUCGCAAAGUGGAGGAGAAUCCGCGAAGUGGAGGAACCAACCAAUUGACCGACCGAUCGUCGUCGCAAGACACAGCGCUUUAACACCGUUCUCUGCUCAUGGUACAGGUAAAGAGACGGUGUAAUACUACGGUAGGAGUCAGUUCUGUUAUAGUAGGCCACGAGGCAGCAACUCUCAUGCUCCUGCAGGCCUUGCUCGCGAACAACUCCGCAUACGGCUCCGCUCUCUCUCUCCUCGUUUCUGUUCCGGCGCGCGCGAGGCGCGCAUCGGGUUUCAUCGCACCGUGAAAAAUUGCAUCGCGAGUUUAUGCCGUUUCGAGAAAUCGAUUUCAGGCACGGUGAUUUCGCUAAAAAAAAAAAAAAAGAGCGUCCAAGGAUCAUUAAUGUGCAAAAUCGAUUAACUUUUUUCGCUCGACCUCGAGAUUGGCGCGCGUUUCGGCUGACCCGACAUACGGCAGGAGAACGUGAAACCUGGUUGUUCGGUCACGAGUGAUCGCGUACCUGUGUCGCAAAUAUGUCAGGACGUUAGUAAUAAGAACGAGUUUGCGCAAGCGACGAAUUCGGGAUCCGAGGCUCUUUCGUGGCGGAGAAAGCGGACGUCUGAUCGAGUAUACUCGACGAAUGUACAACGCGACGUAGCUUUUCCUAUUUCUAUUUUAAUUUCUUUUAACCGCAAGAAAGAGGAAGAUAAACAGGAUGAGGAAAUUGUUCCCAUUUUGCGAUUUGAUCUUGUUACAUUAAUUGCACGGUUAUCGGAAAACUAUCACGCAAACUUUCGAAAGAGUUCUUAUCAAUGGGGCGAUCUCUUAAUAUCAAUGUAUUAGAAAAGGCGAAUAAAAAAUUGACCUCGUAAGAAAAAGAGAAAAUUACCCAGAUUGUGAGGAAAACAAGGAUUUAUCGGGAUCUUUUUCCCGCGAAAGAGAUAGAGCAUUUAGUUGUUCCUUGCUGAUCUUUUCGCCGAAUUCAGUAAGAACGCAAACAGAAAGCAAACUUGAUGUCUUCGUAUCAUCCUGAUGCGAUCUACCGUGGCACGAUGGAUUUCUAACUGUCCAUAAUAAUGAUGGACUUUUAAAGAGGUUUCCGGGAUUGUCCAGAGACGUGAGAUGAUCGGCAAACUUCUUCUGACUCUUUGGAUAUUACAAUGGAUCAGUUUUAUCGCGGGACAGUUCGCGUCCUUAGACGACAGCGUGGACGAAAAGAACGACGCGGAAAUUUUUCGCGCAGUCGUCGAAUCAAUGAGGCAAUGGAAGCUUCACAAGAUGCUACAUUACAGGAAGAAGAGAGAAGUGUCUAAGAUAUGUUACGAGGAUGUCGGUUGUUUCGAGGAUACCGGGCCUUUCAGUUAUCUGGAAAUGUUACCGUCACCGCCGAAGGACGUCGGAACCAGAUUCCUUAUAUAUGGAACUAGAAGGGCAAGAUCGAUCCCUAUGGAAGUACCUGCUGAUGAUAUAAAUGACAAUACACAUCGUGCCAUAGAUCCUACUCUACCCACGAUAGUAAUCGUGCAUGGGUUCGGAAGUCAUUGCCAGCACUUGUGGGUAUAUGAUAUGAGAUCAGCGUUAAUGAGCAUUCAAGACUGCAAUAUAGUUUGUGUGGAUUGGGGCCCUGGCAGCGCUGUACCCAAUUAUGUAAGGGCAGCGGCCAAUACGCGACUGGUGGGUCGACAAUUGGCAAAAUUAAUUCGCAACUUGAAUGUGCCGUUGGAAAAAGUGCAUAUGAUAGGAUUUAGUUUGGGCGCCCAUGUGGCCGGAUUCGCCGGUGCUGAGCUAGGGAAUGUGUCUAGAAUAACAGGAUUAGAUCCCGCAGGACCACUUUUCGAGUCGCAGGAUCCGAGGGUUCGUCUGGAUGCGACGGAUGCAAAUUUCGUAGAUGUUAUUCACAGCAACGGCGAGCAGCUCAUCUUGGGCGGACUUGGUUCUUGGCAGCCCAUGGGCGACGUGGAUUAUUAUCCGAAUGGCGGAAAAGUGCAAAGUGGAUGCUCAAACAUCUUCCUUGGCGCUGUUUCUGACAUCAUCUGGUCGAGCGCGGUCGAAGGAAAAUCGCUGUGCAAUCAUCGGCGAGCGUAUAAGUUCUUCACCGAUUCCGUUAGCCCGAAAUGCCAAUUUCCGGCCUUUCCUUGCAAUGAAGGCUAUGAGGGUCUGUUGAAGGGCGAAUGUUUUCCCUGCAGCAAGAACAGCAUAGAUCGAUCAUGCGGCAAUAUGGGUUAUUACAGCAACGAAUCGUCCGCCAGGGGAAAGCUAUACUUGAUGACCCGAGAAGAAGAGCCCUUUUGCGCUCAUCAGUAUCAGAUCAAGGUAUAUAACAGUCGCAACGAAAGGUCCGUCAAGAGCUACGGCAAGCUUCAGGUCAUGCUUGUUGGAAAAGGCUCUUACAAUGAUACGUUCGCGAUGACACGCAAGGACGAAGAACUUUUGGUAGGAGCCAUUUUACAGAAAAUCGUUGUGCCGCAUCCUGCGGUCACUAAUCUUGAAGGAAUCGAAAUCAAGUACACGGCGUAUAGUGGCUGGAUAUCAUCUGGCUUAGUCUCCUGGACCAUCGAUAAAGUGGCUAUUAUUGACAGUUUUGGCAAGACUCUAUCGGUUUGUCAAAAGGACUUGAUUUUGGAAUCUGAUCGUCCAAUCUAUCUCCCACUUUACCCAGGCGAAUGCAACAUUCCUUUGGACACUGACAAUUCCACCGUACCCUCGGUAUUGCCACUCGAACGCGUAGCGGUUGAGGAGAAGCAGCAGCAACCGGGCAGCAUAGGACCCUUUACGAAGGAGCAAAAUUAUGAGACGAAGGACUCCGGAUACUCCGUAUCCGAUAUCCUCUCAACGGACAGAAUACCGCAGAGGAAAAGUCUCGGUCCGUUUACGAAGGAGCAAAAUCUGCGCGUCGUCGAGUCGAUGCCUUUCGCAGAGGAUGCGGAGAAGCGGCGCAACAUGGCGAGUCCGUGGACCGUGCUGGAUAUAUCGAAUGACGGCGAUUCGAAUUCAUUGGAGAAUGCUGAUUUGGAGCACGGACGAAGUUUCUCCGGCGCCAACCUGAUCUAUCACACUUCAACGGCGGUGCAGCGUGCCGCUGAGACUAACGUCACUUCUCCCGCCACUACCAGUACCACUACCACUACUACAGAGUUCUUGCCGGAGAUCAGGGAACCGGUACUACGUCCGAGCAAGAAGGAAACUGGCCGGUCGCUGAAGUUGCCCGAAAUCACGGAACCGAUCCUGCGUCCGCGCGCCACCAGGCAUAAUACGCGAAACGAAGCGGUGCCGCAACAGUACGACAGUCAGCAUGAUGAGAUACAGGAAACAUCGUCCACCUCUACCAGAUCAUUCACCGUGCAAUUCUUGCCCGAAAGAAUUGCGAACAUCAUAGCGCAUGCCGAACAAUAUGCUCGGCAGACCAUAUGGCCUUUCAUCUCACAGUAUACGCCGAGCUUCAUGACCGGUAUGCGGUCUCACGAAGAACCCAAAUAUUUUCCCCUUCUUGGUGACAUAGCGCAACCGAAGAAUACCGACGCUUCCGUCGAGAUCGACAAGACGACCGAUCGGCAGUCGAAUAGUGACCAACUCUCGCGAAGAGACAUCAACCAGCGUAAAUCCGGCGAAUCGCUCAGCCUUGUCGAAGACGGGAGGCGUCACGAGGAAUUCAAGUCGAGGUCGCAAAUGGAGAAUGGCGAAAACGUAAGUAAUGAGUAUAGCGUGUCGAAAGCCGGAGCGCCGCCGGUAAUAAUCGAGGCUGUGUAUCCGGAGAAAGUAGCGGACGCUAAUUUCACCGAUCCAUCGGAGACGAAAGCGACCGAGAUUCAUCGCGAGGACGGCGAUUGGUGGCCGAUCGAUGAGUCGGCGAUCCCCUCGAAGAAGGCUCCUUCGCGAAGAGACUCGAAUGUCUCGCGUUCGUUGGACUGGUCGAUGGGCCAUAGCCGUGACUGGACCUUUUCGGCGGACGCGAAUUCAAAAGCAAAAGGCAAACUUGACGACGAUUGGAUACCGAUCACAUUCAAGAAUAACGCUGAAAUAUCGACGACUGCGCGUGGAACGACGUUAAAUGAAGAAAUAGCGAAAAAGGAGACCGAUGCCAUCGAUAAUUCGCGGAAAUCUGCCCAAGAUAUAAUGUCCGACGAGACCAAAGAGGAAACCACGACUGCCACAAGCACAUACGAGAGGAAAUUUAUACCUCUGCUUGAUUUCGAAGAGACGACCGGUGAUUUGUUCUCGUCGACAAAUUCUAACGAUAUCCCAGAGCCCACGACGACUGCUUCGCAUAUCCAGAAAAUUCCAAGACACGAGCAAGCAACUAUGAAGAGUGUCGGGAUGAUGACGAAAUCCACCAUGAUGUUCCCAUACGUUUACGAGCGAAGAAAUGAUCCUAGGACGAGAUAUAUACCGUUGAUCCCGGAAGAAGAUAUGGGCAAGCCUUAUCCGUUGAUGGAAAGGGAUCGUUAACAUUAUAUAGGCGAUGCAAAUUCAUUGGAAAAUAAAACUCGAAAGAUUUUUCAAUGUCAAAACGUUCGCAAAACGUGGAUUUUUUAUUUUAUCUUCUAACGUGUAUUAUUUGAUAUUAUUCCAAUAAUUUCGAUAACGUAUAUCAUUUGAUAUUAUUCCGAUAAUUUCUUGUUUCUUUUCGAUAAAUUAAAUAAUUUUGUAUUAAUUUUAUUAAAUUGUUUCGUCGUUGCUUAUUAUAUAAAUAAGAAUAUAAGCAUUAAAAACUUAAGAGGUUGUUGGCGCUCCAUCGAAGAAGGAAAGAUUAUUCUUGGCAUUAUUUUAAUCAGAUGAGAAUAUUUGCAUAUAAUAUCUCUAGUAUUUUUAAAAACAGAUACCAUGCGUUGCUCCUUUGUGAAUAGAAUCGUGAAUGCAUGCUGUUAUUUUCAAAUAAAAUAAGUAUAGAUUUGAUCAAAAUUAUUUUUCAAAAUUAAAGCCACCGCAAGAGUGCUCAUCUGUCAAUGUGAUUUUAGACGGAAAUGAUAUAUAUUCCCCAAUUUCAAUGGAAUUUAUUACAAAUAAAAUUUUGUCGCUAUACUAUUAUUAAUAGCCUACAUUUAGAGGGAGAAAGAGAAAUAUCUCUAGUGUAAAAUCAAUAACAAAUCUAUUCCUAUUCUUUCUUAGUUUUUGCCUCAAAAUUAAAUGCGCGAUUUCCUGAUAAUACUAAGGCAUCGGAUAUAGAAAAAUACAAGAAAGAUGAGAUCUCACAUAUGAUUUUUAGCAAAGAGAAAUAUGUUCGCGCGCCUUUUAUAAUACUUUCCGUGUCAUCUUGCCGAUAUUAAACUAAUGCCUUUUUUUACACGAUUAUAAAUAAUGUUAUGAAAAUUACGGAAAGAACGCGAAACUUUUUCUUUAGUUAUUAGAAUCGUUAAAAGCUUAAUGGUUUCAGAAAAAAAGUUUUAAUAAGUUUUUCUCUUUUGGUAAAAAUUGGGAACCCUUAACUUUAUUACUUUCCUAUAUAUA
This is a messenger RNA of Formica exsecta, 6000 nucleotides long. RefSeq lists its product as uncharacterized. Bases 1678 to 5001 code for a protein of 1107 amino acids. The record is from RefSeq and is a predicted model, not a curated record. Gene Ontology annotation, biological process: lipid metabolic process. Gene Ontology annotation, molecular function: lipase activity. Lineage: Eukaryota; Metazoa; Arthropoda; Insecta; Hymenoptera; Formicidae. The transcript has 8 exons.